Messenger RNA from Lasiodiplodia theobromae, 756 nucleotides. Its product is annotated as Extracellular cell wall glucanase Crf1 allergen Asp f9. Gene Ontology annotation, cellular component: fungal-type cell wall. The transcript is spliced from 2 exons. The record is from RefSeq and is a predicted model, not a curated record. Gene Ontology annotation, molecular function: glycosyltransferase activity; hydrolase activity, hydrolyzing O-glycosyl compounds. Gene Ontology annotation, biological process: carbohydrate metabolic process; fungal-type cell wall organization. Lineage: Eukaryota; Fungi; Ascomycota; Dothideomycetes; Botryosphaeriales; Botryosphaeriaceae. Bases 1 to 756 code for a protein of 251 amino acids.
AUGGACAGCACUCAGGCUCCCUGCCCGGAGAAUGCUGGACUAUGCCAGACGAGCGCUCAUGUAACGGAUUUUUCCAAGGGUGCUGAUAGCCGUUGGGUGGUAGCGGAUGGCACUGAUCUCAAGUACACGAGUGAUGGGGCCGACUUCACGAUUUCGGGAAGAUACCAAGCUCCGACUAUUGAGACGGACUUCUACAUCUUCUACGGCCGAGUCUCUGUUGCCAUGAAGUCGUCCCCGGGAGUGGGUAUUAUCAGCUCUGUUACGCUGGCGAGCGAUGAUUUGGAUGAAAUUGAUUGGGAAUUCCUCGGCGGCAACAACACCAUGGUUCAUUCAGACUAUUUCGGAAAGGGCAACGGAACCGUGUCUGAUCGUGAAGGAGACCACGACGUGGCGACCCCGCACGAUUCUUGGCAUACCUACACUAUCGACUGGACUGAGGACAAGAUCGAUUGGAUCAUCGACGACGUUACCGUCCGAACCAUGCACUAUGCCGACGCCCUUGAUGGGCACAACUUUCCGCAAACACCUAUGAAGGUUAGGAUGGGCACCUGGGCUGGCGGUGACCCCGACAAGUCCUACUGGACACGACUUUGGGCUGGCGGCAACACUACCUACACCGAGGAGGCGGGUAUGCCAUGGACCAUGACCGUCAAGGAUGUCGAGAUUACGAACUACAACCCCGCCGAACACUACAAGUACACCGACACUACUGGCGACUCGAGCAGUAUCGCCAAGACUGGCACUGCGUGCAAGUAG